Molecule: messenger RNA, 1637 nt
Organism: Drosophila eugracilis
Lineage: Eukaryota; Metazoa; Arthropoda; Insecta; Diptera; Drosophilidae
Product: short stature homeobox protein 2
Exons: 5
Coding region: 144-1388 (414 amino acids)
Biological process (GO): regulation of transcription by RNA polymerase II
Cellular component (GO): nucleus
Molecular function (GO): DNA-binding transcription factor activity, RNA polymerase II-specific; sequence-specific double-stranded DNA binding
Source: RefSeq, a predicted model, not a curated record
AAUAAAGAGCAAGUGAGGUGAUUAGGCACGCCGAAUGCCAUUGGUGUUGACUAUAAAAUAGUCGGCAACUUAGUUUCGUUACAGCAACUUAUGCUCGAACGCAUAAUAAAAAAAACUGCGGCAAUCGGUUAUUUACCAAAAGGAUGGAGCAGUUGGCACAGUUUGUAACCAAAUCGUUUGAAUUUAACUUAACUAAUAACAGUGUUCACGCUUUAUUCAAUUCAAUGACGGGCGCCCGAAUUAAAAAGCACACCGAAGUGAAAAACUCCAUAUUCAUAAACUCCAUUAGUUCCGGCGGCAGUUAUGCCGAUACUUGCGCGAGUGGUGAAGAAUCCGUGGAUAUAGACAUAACCGACUUAUCCGUUUCGGAAAGCAAUACGAUUCUCGCAGCUGAUCCGGAACAACAAUUAGAAGAGUCCCAUCCCGAGGUGGAAACGCUGGAGACGUAUAGCCUGAGCCCAAGUUUUCGAAAGGCAGUGGAGCCCAAGCCAAAAAACUGGCUCAUUUCGGAUGAUUUGGAGGUGGAGUCUCAGCCGGAAGAUCCGAAAAUUCCUGUAGUGGUAACCGCUAACAUAAGCGAGUGCACGGAUGAUAGUGACCCACCAAAACUGGCUCCCGAUAAGCCUGGAGUAACCGAAAAGUGCAUCACGCCGGAGCCAAGCAGAAUCCGGGAGCACUGCGAUCACUUGGACUCAUCGGUAGUGAACACCAAGCAGCGGAGAUCGCGGACGAACUUCACGCUGGACCAGCUUAACGAACUGGAGCGACUCUUCGAGGAAACGCACUAUCCUGAUGCCUUUAUGCGCGAGGAACUGAGUCAGAGAUUGGGUCUCAGCGAAGCUAGAGUGCAGGUUUGGUUUCAAAAUAGAAGAGCAAAAUGUAGAAAGCACGAAAACCAAAUGCACAAAGGAUUUUUAGUGGGUAGUCGAAGUCCUCCAAUCGCUACUCCUCUGGAGCCCUGUCGCGUGGCACCCUAUGUUAGUUUGGCCGCCCUUCGCAGCUCAUCCGUUCCAUCACAUCCUGCCACUGCGACAAGCUCGAAUCCCCAAACACCCAGUGUAACUAGCUCUGGCAAAGUGCUCAAUGUGGAUUCGCCCCACACUCCGGCGAUAUCGCGUUCGGCCAUUAAGCAGUUUUCUAGCACUGUUGCAGCAGCCGCCGCCUUUUCGGCAUUCGAUCCAGCGAUUAUUUCAGUGGCAGCUCAUCAGUAUGCUGCCGCUAUAACCAAUGGAACCGUGCCAGCUGGACUUUUUUCCGUGCCACAAUAUUCAAUUAAUCUGGCUGCUUUCGCCGCCGCUCAUAGCAAGAGUUCUUCAAUAGCCGAUUUAAGGAUGAAGGCCAAGAAACACUCGGAAUCAUUAGGGCUUCAAGCAGAUAUGGUUCUUUAGUAGACAGCUUCACAUAUGUAGAUUAUAAAAGUGUACAUUCAAUUGAUGGUAUGGUAAUAUUCCGUCUGCCAUCGUUAUAAAAAAGGAUAGCCACAUUUAUUUAUUUAAUAAAAGUUUUACUUAAUAAAUCUAAUGAUUAAGAUUGAUUUAAAAACAAUAUCGACAAAUAAAAGAACUGUUUUUUGAACGUGUUUUUGGGUCUUAUCUUAUGAUUGUUAUUUCAGUUGUUCUUAUUUAGAAUAAUUUUAA